AUGGCAAUAUACCAUGGGCUGGCUACUAUCGCUCGACUCGUUCAAUCGCUCAUCGCCAAUCAACCUCGUCCAACUCUGCUCUCGUUCGAUCCGCCCCCACAGCGGGAAGAGGGGGCGUACUCGAACAACCGGGGGAUAGCCCAGCCGAUCAUCCUGUUCCGAUUCUGGUGUCUGACCAAGCUCUCAACCUCAGCGAUCGGCCAACAUCUGAGCCACUUACGGGUCCGGAUCCCGGGGCGGAAUGUGGCGACAGCUUUUCUGGAUAAUCCCGACGAGUCGAUCAGAGUGGGCAGACAGACCUGUAAGCUGCCGCGACCGCCGUUCCCAAGCUUGAGGCUCUUGGACCUCUCGACAACGAUCCUGUUGCCUUCUUCAAUCUCUGUCACCUUGGUCGGCGCCCUCCUCCGCCGUCUGCCCUCGCUCACUCAUGUCCUUGUCGAUCGCACUCAGCUCCUCAUCCCUCCCCGCUUCUUGGCCGACGUCGAACGCGUCAAAGACGAUCUUCAAAACCUCGGCUCCGUCGUCGCUGCCGCUGGUGUCUCCAGAGCUAACGAGGCUCAGAAAGUUUGGAAUAGACUCUAUAAGUGCUUUGAGACCGAACUCGAGGCGCUUCUUGUUCCGCCGUCGAGAUUUACAUCUCAGCCUGAUACUCCUCCUGCUCCGCCGAUCCUUAACCCAUCCACUUCUUCUUCUUCGACUACUACUAAUGGUACUAGACGGAAAGGAAGAAGCGCAUAUGCCAGUGCCCCUCGCUGGAAAUCUACCCCAACUACUGCUCAAACUUCGACUUCAACAGGAUCGACUACACCUGUGAGUCCCCUCGACUCGGGUUCGAAUCGGUCGAUAAGACGGAAGUUGAUAGACCAACGAAUGCCGGACAAAGUGACGAUCCUGGCCGGCCUAUCUAACCUCAUCUCGCUUUCCUGCGGAACUGAUCUCCCGCCUAACAAUCCUUUCAACCCAGACGAAAGUUUGGUUGCCUUCUGGGAUUACAAUUAG
This is a messenger RNA of Puccinia graminis f. sp. tritici CRL 75-36-700-3, 999 nucleotides long. RefSeq lists its product as uncharacterized. The transcript is spliced from 2 exons. The coding region runs from base 1 to 999 and encodes 332 amino acids. The record is from RefSeq and is a predicted model, not a curated record. Lineage: Eukaryota; Fungi; Basidiomycota; Pucciniomycetes; Pucciniales; Pucciniaceae.